AUGGACGAUGCUGAAAUCGAAGCCGUCCUGAAGUGGCUCGGAUCUUCAUCUUCAAGCAGAGAGGUGGAAAGGGAACAGCUGCGAGAUAGACCCUUGGCAUUCUUGGAAUCGCACCUCGACCUUCUCCCGUCUCACCUCCUGGUGCUCUUCAGCAAAGCACUUUCCGUGCGUCAGCGAGGGCAGGUGGCUAGAAUUCGUGAGCGACGCAGACACUUUGCCGAAGCGAAGCGGCCGGAGCAAUUGUCGAUUACUGAGGCAAGAGCGCGGGACCCGCUGGCCUUCAAGCAGUACAUGGGCCGGGCCGAACUCGGCAGCAGCAGGAUGGGAUCACAACCACCCGCAUCACGCCUACAACAAACCUCUGCAUCUUCACCUUCGGCACCGCUUGAGGGACAAAGGGAGAAAGUGACGGAUCCUGAAGACGUAAUGAAUCAGCCGCGGUUCCAGAAGCUCGUCAAACGAUACGAUGAGGAAGAGCUGCUCGGCACUCUGAGACAGCAGGAGGAGCGUGAAGCAGAGACUAUCGAGGAGGUCGAGUCCGACGAGCAGGAAGAAGAGGAAGAGGAGGAGGAAGUCUCGGAAGGAGAAAGACCCAGCAAUGAGCCCAAAGAAGAAGACGCCAUUGCAGAGGAGCAGAAUAAUGAAAAGGACUUCCAAACAUACAUCCUUCAAAGGUUUAUCCAAGGUGAUCCUCGCCUGCCUGCAUCUCUGUAUGCAUGUGAUUUCGAUGACGUAUGGGACGGAGACGUGCAAGUGGGAGCCAACGCAAGGGACGCACAGAACCUCGACGACAGGAUUAGGCGAGCGCCGAAACGCUCCAGCGAGGAAGCAUGGUUCGAUGAAGAGGAAGAAAGCUAA
Messenger RNA from Acaromyces ingoldii, 858 nucleotides. RefSeq lists its product as hypothetical. The coding region runs from base 1 to 858 and encodes 285 amino acids. The transcript is spliced from 2 exons. The record is from RefSeq and is a predicted model, not a curated record. Lineage: Eukaryota; Fungi; Basidiomycota; Exobasidiomycetes; Exobasidiales; Cryptobasidiaceae.